AUGAAAAAAAAAUUUCACCCUCUUCGAAAAACUCACCCAUUAAUAAAUUUUUUAAAUAAUUCUUUAAUUGAUUUACCUUCCCCAUCUAACAUUUCAAUUUGGUGAAAUUUUGGUUCACUUUUAGCUUAAUGCUUAAUCACCCAAAUCUUAACUGGAUUAUUUUUAACCAUAUAUUACUAUGCAAAUAUCGAAUUAGCUUUCUAUAGAGUAAAUUAUGUCUGUCGAAAUGUAAAUUAUGGGUGGAUAAUUCGAACCUUACAUGCAAAUGGAGCAUCAUUCUUUUUUAUUUGUAUCUACAUUCAUAUUGGACGAGGAAUUUACUAUGAAUCAUUUAAUUUUAUCAAUACUUGAAUAAUAGGUAUUAUUAUUUUAUUCUUACUAAUAAUAACAGCAUUUAUAGGAUACGUCCUUCCAUGGGGGCAAAUAUCUUUUUGAGGAGCAACAGUUAUUACAAAUCUAUUAUCAGCCAUCCCAUAUUUAGGAAAUUCACUUUUAAAUUGAAUUUGAGGAGGAUUUGCUGUAGACAACCCAACAUUAACUCGAUUUUACACUUUUCAUUUUCUUAUACCAUUUAUUAUUUUAGCAAUAACAAUAAUUCAUUUAUUAUUUUUACAUCAAACAGGAUCCAAUAACCCUUUAGGAAUAAAUAGAAAUUUAGAUAAAAUCCCUUUCCAUCCUUAUUUUACUUUUAAGGAUUUAAUUGGAUUUAUUAUUAUAAUAUUUAUUUUAAUCUUACUGCUAACUGACACUAACUAAUCCUUAUAUAUUAGGAGACCCAGAUAAUUUUAUCCCUGCAAAUCCAUUAGUUACACCAGUCCAUAUUCAACCAGAAUGAUAUUUCUUAUUUGCUUAUGCAAUUCUACGAUCCAUUCCUAAUAAGUUAGGGGGAGUAAUUGCUCUUUUAAUAUCAAUUUUAAUUAUUGCUAUUCUUCCAUUUACUUUUAACAAAAAAAUACAAGGAAUCCAAUUUUACCCUAUCAAUCAAAUUAUUUUUUGAUCCAUAAUUAUUACUAUUAUCCUAUUAACCUGAAUUGGGGCACGACCAGUUGAAACUCCUUAUAUUUUAACAGGACAAAUUCUUACAAUUAUUUACUUUUCAUA
Messenger RNA from Pieris brassicae (large cabbage white), 1101 nucleotides. RefSeq names its product cytochrome b-like. Gene Ontology annotation, molecular function: electron transfer activity. Lineage: Eukaryota; Metazoa; Arthropoda; Insecta; Lepidoptera; Pieridae. Gene Ontology annotation, cellular component: membrane. The record is from RefSeq and is a predicted model, not a curated record. The transcript has a single exon. Gene Ontology annotation, biological process: mitochondrial electron transport, ubiquinol to cytochrome c.